AUGGAUGCUGUCACGAACCUUCAUUCGGGCGAUCCGGCCUCGGUCUGGGCCCAUGUUGUUAAUCUCCUACCUAAACUCAUUGCAUUCCUCGCAAUCUAUGUGACUACAGUUUGCGUAUACCGAGUCUUCUUCCACCCCUUGGCUCGGUUUCCGGGUCCCGCACUGGCAAAAAUAAGCAACCUUCACGCAGCCUAUUACGCUUGGAACGGAACCAUCCGCGACGACACUUUGAGAUGUCAUGAGAAAUACGGGAAAUAUGUGCGUUACGCACCGGACCGCGUCCUCUUCAACUCAGCGCAAGCUUUGUCGGAUAUCUACUCCCAUCGAGCCAACACCAUCAAGUCCAAGACGUACCUUAUGUUGGCACACCAAGCAGCGAACUCACUCACGAUGCGAGACAAGGUGUUGCACAGUAAAAGACGACGAGUCGUGAGCCAGGCCUUUUCCGAAGCCACCAUGCGCUCCUUCGAGCCAAAGAUUGUUGAAAAGAUUCACCGACUGUGCGAUACCAUAACAAAGUCCCUAGGAGAAGACGGAUGGUCUGAGACGAAGGACAUGGGCCGAUAUUCCGAUUACCUUGCUUUUGAUAUUAUGGCCGAUGUCGUUUUCAGCGCGCAGUACAAUACAGUCGAAAACGAGAAAUUCCGCUAUGUCAUCGGCGCGAUUGCAGAUCACAAUGUGCGGCUAGGUGUAAUAGCUCAAGCCCCCGAAUUGUCCAUCAAGGCAUUGCAAAGGCCAAUGUUUCGGCAGGCUAUGAAGGCCAGAGACAGAUUUGUCAAGUUCAUUCGAAUUCUGCUAGGCAUUCGCUUGAAAAAUAAGGCAAAGCAGAGAGACAUCUUCUCAUACAUUCAAGAUGCCAAGGACCCCGACACCGGCAAGGGCCUGGACUUUACGGAACUGAGCACUGAGACAGCGACCAUGAUUGUAGCAGGCUCUGAUACAACUUCCACUGCACUGGCAGCAGUCCUGCAUUAUGUUGGCCAUUCCCCCGUAUGCUACGACGAGGUCAUGAAGGAAGUCAGGAGCCGGUUCAGCAGUCUAGAAGAAAUUCGUAUGGGCCCGACACUCAACUCUUGCGUAUAUCUCCGGGCAUGCAUCGACGAGGCUCUCCGCAUGGCACCUCCUGCUGGGGGCACUCUGUGGCGAGAGGUAGACCAAGGCGGUGCGGUCAUCGAUGGGAUCCCCAUCCCAGCUGGCUACGACGUUGGGGUAGCAGUCCACAGCUUGCAUCACAACCCAACUUAUUUCCCCAAGCCCUGGACCUACGACCCCAAUCGCUGGGUCAGGUCCGGUAGUGACAGCUCUGCGUCUGAAGAGAGCAUGUCAGCCGCUUACAAUCCAUUUGGAGCCGGCCCAAGGAGUUGUAUUGGUAAGCCACUUGCGCUCCAUGAGCUUAUGUUGACAUUGGCGACUCUUUUCUUCCAAUUUGACUUCGCUCCAAUUGGCCGAGACGAAGACGCCUGGGAAAGUAAAGGGAUGGCACCGGAGCGCUUCGUACUAAAAGAUCAUGUCAGUGGUCAAAAGACUGGGCCAUUUGUGAAGUUUAGACUUCGGGAGUAA
Molecule: messenger RNA, 1560 nt
Organism: Clonostachys byssicola
Lineage: Eukaryota; Fungi; Ascomycota; Sordariomycetes; Hypocreales; Bionectriaceae
Source: the annotation of a GenBank genome assembly